AUGCAUUUUUACGAUAGUUCACAGAUCCCAUUGUCUACUAAUAAACGCAUUAUUAUCCCACAAGAUAUUGGAAACCUUGCCAAGAAUAACGGAAUUUGUGUUGAAUGUAAAAAUCCAAACACAGGUUUUACAUGGUGUAAUAAUUGUGAUGCCAAAACUGCAGAAGAGAAGCUUGUUUCAAGUGGAAAUGAUAUCAUUGAUAAUUUUAUAAAAAAUCAUGUGAAAAAGGCCAAUGACUAUGAAGAGUAUUGGGAAUGGAUUCCGUCUGAGCGCAUUGAAGAUAUUGGAAUCAUAAAUAAUAUAUUUAUGGGUACAUGGUUAGCUGGAGAAAAAAUUUUAAUUGAUCAAAAUGAUGCGUUCACAAAAGCUCGGACAGGUCCCACUAAAGCAAAGGAAAAUUACAAUCGUCGUUCUCAAGAUCCCUCAUUUCCAAAAAUUUAUGGACUGUCAUUUUUACCAGUCUUUCAAAAAUAUGCAUAUGUGAUUGAAUACAAUCGAAACCUUGAUAUUUCUAAAAUUACUGUUGAUUAUUUUUGUAGAAUAGUUCCUGGAUCAGAAAAUUAUUUUCCUAGAACUUGCAUGAUUUCUCUUCCUAACUUUAAAAGACUUAUUGAUUUACAAGUUGAAACUCAAAAUGAAUUGAUCAAACAUAACUCAAGAUUCGGUUCAUCCUCUAAUGGACCUCUAAUAAAACAAAUAAAAGAAAUGGCAUUCAAAGAUCUUUUAAGAGUUGUGGAAUAUUCAAAUUUGGACUCUGCACCGAUAUUAACAGUUUAUUUGAAAAAAUUUAUUGAUUGGGAUCAUAAAAUAAACAAGAAUCUACGAGAGCUGCAAAUCCAAUCACAAGCCUCUUUAUCAAUGCUUUAUAUAAGAUACUCAUUAACAAAAUUAGAAGAUAUGAGGGAUGAAACAUUGACGCCACGUCACCUAAAAGUUAUAGAUAGAAUUUUUCGUCGACUUAUAGUUGCUACUGAUAACCAUCUUAAAAAAUUGAUUACAUCAACUAAUGAUAUUUUACUUGGAGUAUUGAAUUCGCAAGCUAUUCAAUCAGAAAUUGCUAACAUUGUUGAAAAAGAAAAGGAUAUAAUUGUAAAAGAUCACAACAAGGUGAUUUCCGAAUUGUGGUCAAUUUUUGAUGGUCAAAUCAAUACAAUUAUUUUUGACAGAAACUUGAAACUUCUUGAAGAAUUUGACGAUAGAAAAAAAUUGAUGGUUGAUUCAAUCAUGAACAUUAAACAUCAGUUAAAGUUAUUUGAAACGCAAUUAAACGUUUUAAGCAGUGGAAUAGACAAGCCACUCCUCGUAGAUAUUCCAUUUGAAUUGCAUUUGGCAAGUAUGAAAAAUGCAUUGUUACUAUUAAGUAAUUGGAAAAAGUGA
Messenger RNA from Entrophospora sp. SA101, 1377 nucleotides. NCBI's taxonomy places the organism in Eukaryota, Fungi, Glomeromycota, Glomeromycetes, Entrophosporales, Entrophosporaceae. The record is from the annotation of a GenBank genome assembly.